CGCAUGCGGGCUGCGCAGGUCUCCUCGUGAUGACAGCAAAUGACAGCACUGUUCGCUCUUGCAGAAGCCAGUGUGAGACGCUAACCGCCAACAAACAACUCGAGAAAUCUUUUGAUCAGCUGUGUUUAGACAAACCGUGAACACCCAGUACGCCCUAAUUACGUUUGUCAUUUCGCUCUCUGCCUGUGUGAGCUGGUGAAGAUGGUGAAGCCAGACAUCCACACUCUGGCCCACCACCUGAAGCAGGAGCGGCUGUACGUGGCAUCGGAGAAGCAGCUCAUCCAGAGGCUCAACAGCGAUGUGCUGAAGACAGCUGAGAGGCUGUACCGGGCUGCAUGGAUCGCCAAGCAGCAGAGGAUCAACCUCGAUCGUCUCAUUCUCACCAGUGCGGAGGCCUCUCCAGCCGAAUGCUGCCAACAUGCCAAAAUGCUGGAAGACACACAGUUUGUUGAUGGCUACAAGACUCUGGGCUUCCAGGAGACGAUCUAUGGCGAGUUCUUGGCCCGGCUGAGGGAGAACCCCAGACUGGUGGCAUCUUGUCUGGUAGCAGGAGAGAGGCUGAACCAGGAACACACCCAGGGGGUCAUUCAUACAGUCUUCACCUCACUUUAUGGCAAUUGCAUUAUGCAGGAAGAUGAGAGCUACCUGCUGCAGGUGUUGCGAUACCUGAUAGAGUUUGAGCUGAAGGAGAGUGACAAUCCUCGCCGCCUGCUGCGGCGUGGAACCUGUGCCUUCAGCAUCCUUUUCAAGCUCUUCUCUGAGGGCCUGUACUCAGCCAAGCUCUUCCUCACUGCAACGCUCCAUGAGCCCAUCAUGCAGCUGCUGGUAGAAGAUGAAGACCACCUGGAGACCGACCCAGCCAAGGUGACGGAGCGUCUCACUCCGGCCCAGCAGGAACGCUUUGGAGAGAAGGGCUCUGAGGGCUACAGACAACGGGUGCAGGCAGCGGUGGAGGCUAAUGAGGCCAAGCUGGUAGCUCUGGUCAACAAGUUUAUUGGUUACCUGAAGCAGAACACCUACUGCUUUCCCCACAGCCUCCGCUGGAUUGUGUCACAGAUGUACAAGACUUUGUCAUGUGUGGAGCGGCUGGAGGUGGGCGAGGUGCGCACCAUGUGUACAGACCUGCUGCUGACCUGCUUCAUCUGCCCAGCUAUAGUUAACCCAGAGCAGUAUGGUAUCAUCUCAGACGCUCCCAUCAAUGAAGUGGCCCGCUUCAAUCUGAUGCAGGUUGGGCAGCUUUUGCAGCAGCUGGCCAUGGCUGAUGAUGAUGCAGACCCAAGGCGGAAAAGCAGUUUGUCCAAAUUUGACAAGAGUUGCGUUGCUGCCUUUCUGGAUGUGGUGAUCGGAGGAAGAGCAGUUGAGACCCCACCCAUGUCCUCAAUGAACCUUCUCGAAGGCCUCAGUAGGACUGCGGUCUACAUUACACAUAAUCAGCUGCUUGUGCUGGUGGACUUUGUGCGCAGUGUGAUGGCAGGGGACCAUCUUCGGGAGGAGGAGCACAUGGCUCUGGAGACUCUGCUUGCCAACGUGCCCCAGAAUCGAACUGUGAAGAGCAACAGUCUGGAGCUCACUCCCUCCAACACCCCCCAGCUCUCCCCAGCUACCACUCCUGCCAACAAGAAGAACAGGCUGCCCAUAGGACAACACUUAGCCGCCAUAACAUCCUGGGACCCUACAGCCACCACUCUGUCUGCCCACAUUCCAUUAGUAACCCCUUUUGCAGCCGCUCGUAGCCGCAGCCGUACCAACAUCGCCCAGGAGGGGGAGGCAGAGGCCAGCUCCCAAGAAUCCCUGCAGGAGCUGAUGCCAGAGGAGGUGCUGGUGAUUUCACUGGGAACUGGUCCUCAGACUGUCCCUGGGAUGAUGUCAGAGAAUGAGGUUUUGAACCUGCAGAUGGCUGAUGGGGCUCAGGGGGACGGCCAUGCUGACGAUACUAAGUUGCACGGUAAACCAGACAAAACCCUGCGCUUCUCCCUCUGCAGUGACAACUUGGAAGGCAUCUCGGAGGGUCCAUCCAAUCGUUCUAACUCUGUGUCAUCUCUGGACCUGGAGGGAGAGUCCGUCUCUGAGCUGGGAGCCGGACCAUCGGGGAGCAACGGGGUGGAGGCUCUCCAGCUUUUGGAGCAUGAACAAGCCACCACUCAGGACAACCUGGAUGACAAACUGCGCAAGUUUGAGAUCAGAGACAUGAUGGGUCUGACGGAGGAUCGGGACAUCUCUGAGACGGUCAGUGAAACCUGGAGCACAGAUGUGCUCGGCAGCGACUUUGACCCCAACAUGGAUGAAGAUCGGCUGCAGGAAAUAGCAGGGGCAGCAGCAGAGAACAUGCUCGGCAGCCUGCUGUGUCUUCCCGGAUCGGGUUCGGUGCUGCUGGACCCCUAUGGCUCCACCAUCUCAGAGACCACAAGCGAGGCCUGGAGCGUCGAGGUCCUUCCCAGUGACUCGGAAGCCCCGGACCUGAAACAGGAGGAGCGUCUGCAGGAGCUGGAGAGCUGCUCGGGGGUUGGCAGUACUUCAGAUGACACCGAGGUCAGAGAGGUCAGCUCGAGACCCAGCACGCCAGGCCUCAGUGUCGUCUCAGGCAUCAGUGCAACCUCAGAAGACAUCCCCAACAAGAUCGAGGACUUGCGGUCAGAGUGCAGCUCAGACUUUGGAGGGAAAGAUUCUGUGACCAGUCCAGAUGGGGAGGAGUCAGGCCACGGAGCGCACCAUCUGACAUCUCCGCCAUCACAGACCGAUUCCUUACUGGCCAUGUUCGAUCCCCUCUCCUCUGGUGAAGGCUCCUCCACUGGAACAAUAGUGAGGCCUAAAGUGCACUACGCCAGGCCCCCUCACCCUCCCCCUGAUCCUCCCAUCCCUGAAACCAGCGCCCUGGGGCCGGAGACGCGCCACUCGCUCUUCACGCCCCACUGCCUGGCCCAGGCUGAGCUGGAGCACACCAAGCAGCGCCAUUCCUUCCCUGACAGGCUGGUCCGUAGCCGCAGCUCUGACAUUGUGUGCCCGGGCCGCCGGCCCACAAGUGACCCCGGACUGAAUCGGCGGGUAGCAGUCGAAGAGCGCGACCCCGCAGGGGCCUACGCCUUAGGACCGUCCUCGUCACCCAGCAAGGACUCCCUGAAAGGAGAGGCUGAGGACAGGAAAGACAGUGACGAUGAGAAGUCUGAUCGCAGCAGACCAUGGUGGAGGAAACGUUUUGUGUCAGCCAUUCCCAAAGCUCCGAUAGCAGCAUUUCGGAAAAGGGACAAGCAGGAGAAAGACGACGUCGUCCAGGAGCGUGUCCCACAAGAUGACCCGUUGUCCAGGCAGAGCUGUCAGACGCAGGCAGCUGAAGACAUCCUGGACAAGUACAGGAACAUCAAGAGGACCAGUCCGAGCGAUGGAGCCGCAGGUGGAGCUUCUUACGAUGGGACAGGAGAUCUUUGUCCUGAGGACGGCGUGCACGACUCUCCUAGAGAAGACACCCUGCAGAACAUUUCCACAGAUGACCUCCCAGACUCAGCCAGCCAGACGGCUCAGCAGCACGACUCCAAGUUCUCCUUCAGUGAUGCAAAGAAGAAGUUGAGGUUGGCGUUGUGCUCUGCGGACUCUGUGGCGUUGCCCAUCAUGGCUCCUACAACCACACGAAACGGACUGCCUGAUCAUAUGGACUCAGAAGACAAUGAGAUCGUCUGCUUCCUGAAGGUUCAGCUAGCAGAGGCCAUCAACCUUCAGGACAAGAACCAGAUGGCCCAGAUCCAGGAGACCACGCGCUGUGUCAGCCGCUUCGACGCACGCACCUGCAGGAAGCUGCUGGCUGCCAUCGCAGAGGAUUACAGGAAGCGGGCACCGUACAUAGCUUAUCUAACGAGGUGUCGUCAGGGCCUGCAGACCUCUCAGGCCCAUCUGGAGAGGCUCCUCCAGAGGGUGCUGAGAGACAAGGAGGUGGCGAACCGCUACUUCACCACUGUCUGUGUCCGGCUCCUUCUCGAGCACAUGGAGUCCAAGAUGCUCGACUUCAUUAAAGCGUUCCAGGGGUGCACAGCAGCGGAUGACAAGACGGCAGCAGUGGAGGAUUUUCUGCGCUACUUGUACGGUGCCAUGGCCCGCGAUGCCAUUUGGCAGUAUGCUAGUGAGGACCAGCUGCAGGAUGCCCAGAUGGCUAUCGAGCGCAGCGUUAUGAACCGCAUCUUCAAACUGGCCUUCUACCCCAACCAGGACGGAGACGUUCUCAGAGACCAGCUUUUCCAUGAACACAUCCAGCGGCUCUCAAAAGUUGUGACGGCCAAUCACAAAGCUCUUCAAAUCCCGGAGGUUUACCUGAAGGAGGCCCCCUGGCCCUCUGCUCAGUCCGAGAUCAGGACUAUCAAUGCGUACAAGACGCCACGGGACAAAGUCCAGUGUAUACUGCGCAUGUGUUCCACCAUCAUGAACCUCCUCAGUCUGGCCAAUGAAGACUCUGUCCCUGGAGCGGAUGACUUUGUCCCUGUACUUGUCUUUGUCCUCAUAAGGGCAAACCCGCCCUGCCUGCUGUCCACCGUUCAGUACAUCAAUAAUUUCUACGCCAGCCGGCUGAGUGGGGAGGAGUGCUAUUGGUGGAUGCAGUUCACCGCGGCGCUGGAAUUCAUUAAGACCAUCGACGAUCGCAAGUGAAGCAGAACAGCCACCUGUAUGGGCAGACUGCGGGGGAAGGAGCCGGGAGACUGGGAGACUUCCCAACCAACUGCUCCCUCUGCACAGCUUAUGAAACCUGGCCCUCAGCCUGCUCUUUAUUUGUAUAGCUUGUACAUAGCCAGAGACAUUGAAAAAUUACAAAAUAUAUAUUACUGUACGUACGUGGACAAAUCCAGGUUUUAGCCGUGGUGGGGGGGGGGUAAAAAAACGGCCUGGGGCAGGGGGGGUAAUUGGCAAGAUGUUGAGCCCGAUUUCUUCUUUGUUUUGUUCAAUCAUCACUUUGGGGUCUGUAUUAGGAGCUGUAUAUAUACACAUGAUUACUAAUAUGACAUUAAAUCAGCCUAAAACAGAAAUCCUGUACAGUAAAGGGACCAGACUUCCCCGAUGUGACCCCCCACCCCCCCCUAGCGAGUGGGAGGGAAGGGCUUCCAAUUAAAUUACAAUACAGAGUUCAUUAAGUGCGUCGUUACGUGGGGACUGAUGACGCUCAGAUCAGUUCACAGUAGCCACAGUGCUCGUGAGAUUAGAAUAUCAAAUGGUAGGGCAGCUUAUUCAAUACUUCAUCGUAUUCCCAAAAAAACACAAGCGACAAUUUGGACAUAAGGGCCCACAUAUUUAUAUGAAAUAAAAUGUAUUUAUUUCUAGAAUUCUAUUUAAAUGCUUUGUUUAUCUCAUUUUUUUUAAAAAAAAUGCAUAUCAUGCCCAUUCAAGAUGUCUGAGGCAAGUGCUGUUAGUCUGUCAGAAGAGCUUGAGCUAGUAGCAAGGCACCUUAGCGACGAGCGGCCCUUGAGGUGGGGGCUGCUGGGAGAUUGUCGUACGGGGUCGGCUCGUGCACACAGUGGUGGUGGCAUUUAUGUUGGAAACAGUGCCUUUGGUGCGGGGCGCUCCGUACAGGUCCGUUUCUUUUUCUUUUCUUAACCCAGCAUAGGCAUUACCCCCCCACACCACACACACACACACACACACUCCAAUGGACCAACCACGCCUCACCACAUCACUGAUUGUCACGGCUGGGUCCCUUUAAUGCACUUGAGUUUGAACAAAUAUCCCCUCUGGUCUCUUGGAUCCUACCUCAGAGCUGAAACCAGUGAGCCUGACAUCAGCCUGUAUGCAGUAACUGUCCUGCAUUGGUGCACCACAGAGUACCGGAUCAUUUUUGCACUGGUUUAAAAAAAAAAGAAAAAUAGAAAAAAAAAGACUAAAGUGGUGCGGGGGGGGGGGAGGUAGGAAACUGAGCUGCUGUGAUGCUUUUUGCGCUCACUCUUAAUUAACACAAAGACGUUUUCUAAUCUCACAGCUGAGAUGCCGCAUGUGUCCACGUGGGCAGACUAGUGAACCAUUGGAUAUUAGCUCUCUACCUCCUCAUAGGUUCAACAAAGGGAGUCGUGUUUAUGUGCACUUAUAUUUCUUUUCUCUCUCUCUCUCUCCCAGUUUUGGCGUGCUGUGAUCUCCCAGUGUCAUUGUGUCUUUCCAGUUAUAGUACAAGCAUGCCUUUAAUUAUCCAGAAAUGACUAAAACUCAUCUUCUCUUGAAAUCCUCUGCUUCGGUUUUUGUUCUUUUGUGCACACACUUGCCACGUGUAUCAUAGUUUUCGACGAUCCUUGACUUUUCACGGCGAGUGACCUGACAGCACAAUACACAGUAGGAUUAGAAGAGCAAAUAAUCAACACUAUUGACUUGUUACUGACUUGCAGUUUAUGCUAAGGUGGUCGGUGUAGCGCGCGAGUGCGGUUUUGAUCCAGUGCGCGUGUGCGAGAUGAUUGUGCGGUUGCUUUUGACCGUCUGCCUCCUCUUGCAUGAAGUCCUCGGAUGGUCUGCACGUUCAGUCAUGGCCGACAGCAGGGCGGGAUUAGUAUCCGCCACAGGCCGGUGAGUGCAGCUGCAAGAGGACGCACAGCUUCUCUCUGUGUCCGUGAUACCUGCGUGUCGGAACACGGUGAUUUAUUUUGCACAAAACAGAUGUGUUUUCCUGAACAAGUGGACAGGGAGCAGCGCACGCCGGAACGCCGUUCCUUCAGGCCUGGACAGUGGUUUGAAACUGUUCCAGGAGCAAAGUUAGGCUGCUGAUGGUUAACUCCGUGCAGCUGCUGCACAUCCCAAACGUCGUCAGCCCGUGAGGUCCUUGCAGAGUCAGUGUGAUGAGAAAACCAUGCACUGGAAAGUCAAGUUGCAGGUUGCAUCUACACUAAUUAGUUUUACGUGACGUCAUUUUAAUUGGCAAUACAUAUUCCACAGAUGUGAUGAAAUUAUUUGGACCUGGCUUACGUAUCCUCAGAUCGCUCGGUGACCCCAGUGAAGUGGGAACGCCACGCACCGAGGCAGCGUGACUGUGGGCUCGGCUGUGGUUGGCGGGAUUCGAGCGCCCAGCCUGAAGCUUCGCUGCUCUGCUCCCUGUGCAGUUGAGUCAACAGUUUGACAUCCUAACAUCUAAUUUGAACUGUAAGCUUGCACAAUGACAUGCGGGGAAAGCCGGUUUGUCUUUACUGUGAUUAAUGCAUUAUGUAAUUCUUUAAAAACAAUAAAAGAAGCAGAAGUUUUUUUCCCAUU
Messenger RNA from Scatophagus argus, 7197 nucleotides. RefSeq names its product GTPase activating protein and VPS9 domains 1 (gene gapvd1). Gene Ontology annotation, biological process: regulation of GTPase activity; vesicle-mediated transport. Lineage: Eukaryota; Metazoa; Chordata; Actinopteri; Scatophagidae. The record is from RefSeq and is a predicted model, not a curated record. Gene Ontology annotation, molecular function: small GTPase binding; guanyl-nucleotide exchange factor activity. The transcript is spliced from 28 exons. Bases 202 to 4629 code for a protein of 1475 amino acids. Gene Ontology annotation, cellular component: cytosol; endocytic vesicle.